GACUGUGACCGCAAAGCAAAGCAGACCCAACCAAAACCAUAAAACCCUUUCUCUCACUCUCUCUCUCUCUCUCUCUGUCUCACACGCACGCACACAGCUCCUUGUAAUGGCGUCGGCUCAAGGGAAAAAGCGAGUGACCCAAGGCAAGGAAAGCGAACAGUCCCUCAUAUCCAGGGCCAGCCGCAACGUGUCCCAGUCGUCCAUCGUCAUCCACGCCAAGCGCGCCGCCUCCGAAGCCGCCGUCGUGUCCAAGAAACUCCUCCGUAGCACUGGCAAGGCGGCGUGGAUCGCCGGCACCACCUUCCUGAUCCUGGCAGUGCCACUCAUCAUCGAGAUGGACCGCGACCAACAACUCACCGAAAUCGAGCUCCAAAAUGCCAGCCUCCUCGGCACCACUCCCACUCCCAAGUGAGUGUUACACAGAGAGAGAGACCCUUUUGUUUCUUUCUUUUUCAAUUAGGGUUUUCGAAAAGUUUCAGACUUUUUUUAGAGAUAGAGACAGAGAGAGAGUUUUUAAUUUGGGUUCUGUUUCCUGAUUAUGUUUCUGUUCUCUCUUUACUAUUAUUAUUAUUGUUAGUGUUUUUAAUUAUGCGGAUUGUGGAGUUUGGUUCGGAUAUUUGUUUUGCAAAUCGAUGCCGAUGAAAUUAUUAGUUAUUAUUUUGAAUA
Quercus robur (English oak) is the source of this 666-nucleotide messenger RNA. RefSeq names its product mitochondrial import receptor subunit TOM9-2-like. Bases 107 to 412 code for a protein of 101 amino acids. NCBI's taxonomy places the organism in Eukaryota, Viridiplantae, Streptophyta, Magnoliopsida, Fagales, Fagaceae. Gene Ontology annotation, cellular component: mitochondrial outer membrane. Gene Ontology annotation, biological process: intracellular protein transport. The record is from RefSeq and is a predicted model, not a curated record. The transcript has a single exon.